Messenger RNA from Cuscuta campestris, 2587 nucleotides. NCBI's taxonomy places the organism in Eukaryota, Viridiplantae, Streptophyta, Magnoliopsida, Solanales, Convolvulaceae. The record is from the annotation of a GenBank genome assembly.
CAGUUCUAUAUGAGAUUAUUUUUUUUUGGUGCAGAUUUUUUGUCAUUCCAGCAAAUGUUAUGCACAACACCAAAAAUUUUCUUUUGGUGUAACCUACGUUUUCCAAAGGUAAAAAUCCCACUCCGUAUAAACUAACAAACCGUCUCGGGUUAUGGACCUGGCUUCACUGCCUUAGAGUUCUCACCAGUCACCGUCGUCCAAGCUACCAAUGGAGGCGUCGUCGUCGUCGUUCUCCGGAGCUCGGAACCCCUUCCGUUCUGCCAAAAUGAGCGUGCCCGGUUCCACCGCUCAAGCGAUGGCAGAAGAUUUCUCCGAGCCGUCUCAGGAAUUCUCAGAGAAUGAAGGCAAGUCAGAGGUCUACAUGGCAUGUGUCAUGCAUGGUCAUAGAAUUGGAGUUUCCUAUUAUGACUCCGGCAUACGACAACUCUUUGUAAUGGAAAUUUGGGAAGAUGGGAGUAAUUACUUUCCCUUGGUUGAAAUGGUAAAAUACCAAGCCCAACCUGGAGUCAUCUACACCAGCACAAAAACUGAUGAGUCUUUCUUGGCGGCCUUACAGAGAUGCGAUGAAGCAAGUAGUGCUGCCUCUGUAAAGCUUGUAAAAAGUUCAAUAUUCAGCUAUGAGCAAGCAUGGCACAGAUUGAUGUACCUUCAGGUCACAGGAAUGGAUGAUAGCUUAAAUAUAAAAGAGAGGAUUGGCUUUCUGAGCUCUAUGAUGGACAUUAGCAGUGACGUUCAAGUGCGUGCAAGUGGAGGGCUUCUUGCUAUACUGGAAGAUGAAAGGAUAGUAGAUACCCAUGAACAACAUGACUUUGAAAAUACAUCUAUUGCUAUUGACUCCAUUAGUCAAAUUUCUUUAAACAAAUUUCUGAAACUUGAUUCAGCUGCUCAUGAAGCAUUGCAAAUAUUCCAAAUUGACAAACAUCCUAGCCAUAUGGGGAUCGGAAGAGCAAAAGAGGGGUUCUCUGUAUUUGGAAUGAUGAAUAAGUGUGUUACACCAUUAGGCAGACGUCUCUUGAGGAGCUGGUUUCUGAGGCCCAUACUGGAUCUUGAUGAUUUAAAUGGCCGGCUUGAUGCUAUAUCAUUCUUUUUGAAUGCUAGAGAACUAUCAAUUUCCUUACGUGAAACAUUAAAGUCGGUGAAAGAUGUUCCUCGUAUUCUCAAGAAAUUCAACUCCCCAAGCUCUACAUGCAUGAAUAUGGACUGGGCUGCUUUUCUGAAGAGCAUUUGCUCACUCCUGCAUAUCUACAAAAUCUUUGAAGUGGGCAUUUCUGAAGAUCUUCGAGAUCAGCUGAAGUCAUUGAACUUAGAUAUUGUCAAGAAGGUUGGUGAGGAACUAUCAAGUGAUCUAGGUUUUGUUUGUGAACUGGUGAUUGGUGUCCUUGAUGUAAAUAGAAGUAAAGAGAAGGGUUAUGAGACAAUUGUGAAAGACGGCUUCUGUGAUGAGUUGGAUGAGCUGAGGCAAAUAUAUGAAGGAUUGCCCGACUUUCUGGAUGAGGUUUCGUCAAUGGAACGCGCAAGACUACCUCACAUGAUGGGAGAUAAGGGUCUCCCUUGUAUUGUCUAUAUGCAUCAGAUAGGUUUCUUACUCUGCAUUUUCAAUGAAAAACUUGAUGAAGAAAUGCAAGAGAAACCUCCUGAUUUUGAGUUUGCUUUUGUUGAUGAGGAUGGAGAUAAGAAGAAGUUCUUUUACCGCACCUCGAAAACACGAGAGUUGGAUACUCUUCUUGGAGAUAUAUAUCAUAAAAUCCUGGAUAUGGAGAGAGCAAUUACAAGGGACCUAGUGUCACAUGUCCUGCAAUUUGAAGUUCCCAUCCACAAUGCUGUUAAUUUUGCUGCUGAGCUUGAUUGCCUCUUAUCGUUAGCACUGGUUGCUUAUCAAAACAAUUAUGUAAGGCCGACUUUGACUACAAAAAAUUUUCUUGAUAUACAUAAUGGAAGACAUCUUUUACAGGAAAUGACAGUUGAUACAUUCAUUCCGAAUGAUACAAAGAUUUUGGAUGAAGGAAGGGUUAAUAUUAUCACAGGGCCUAACUAUUCUGGUAAAAGCAUCUAUGUAAAGCAGGUUGCUUUAAUAGUUUUUCUUUCCCACAUUGGAAGUUUUGUACCGGCUGAGGCAGCCACAGUGGGUUUGACUGACAGGAUCUUUUGUGCAACGGGAAGCAAGUUUAUGACUGCUGAACAGUCAACAUUUAUGAUUGAUCUGCAUCAAGUGGGAAUGAUGUUAAGGCAUGCAACACCCCGGUCUUUGUGCUUGCUGGAUGAAUUUGGCAAGGGCACUCUCACCGAAGAUGGCAUUGGUCUCCUCGGUGGAGUUAUAAAUCAUUUUGUAUCGUGUUAUGACCUUCCAAAGGUUCUUGUGUGUACUCACUUGACAGAGGUAUUUGACAGUGGAUGCUUAUUGGAGUCGAAAAGGAUCAAAUAUUACACCAUGAGUGUAUUAAGUCAACAGAAAAGUUCUGCGGGUCUUGAAGAUGUUGUAUUUUUGUACAGCUGUUAGUAACUUAGUAUCAUGCAAUCUUUGAUACACGCUGCACGAUUUGAUUAGACCCAAUCUUCCAAUGCUACCGAUAUGUGCUUGUAUCGAAGA